AUGGCAACGACAUCACGGAUCGUGGUGGUUGGCAUCGGCGGUGCUACCUGUUCAGGGAAGACGACGCUGGCCAAGCACCUGCUUCAAAUCUUGAACCAAUCUCCUAAGGGUGGCAGCAGUAGCAGCAGCAAAGCGGGCAUCAAGGAUGCAUUUAUCCUGCAUCAGGACGACUUUGCGCCGCUCGAAGCUUCUUUGCCAGUUGACCAAGAGUUUGGCGUCGCCGACUGGGAUCAUCCACCAACAGCAAUUGACUACAAGCGAAUGUACCGCACCAUCCAGCACAUUAAAGCAACGGGGUCCUUCCCACCCGAGUUCUCGUCGCACGAUCACCUGAACUCACAGCCGGACUGUCCCAUCUCCGGGGAAGUAUCAACUAAGUGGAAGGAUCGAUUCGCUUCACUAGCAUCGACAAGCUCGCCUGCAGCGGAAGGUGUACGGGUGAUGCUUGUCGACGGAUUCCUGCUCUACUACGACCCGGAGGUACGCUCGACGAUGGACGUCCGAAUGUUCCUGCGCACGCCGCGGGCCGUUCUCAAACAGAGACGAGAGGAGAGAUCCGGGUAUGCAACAGCAGAAGGGACUGUCUGGAAGGAUCCCGAGGGUUACUUUGAUCACAUUGUGUGGCCAGCCUACGAGCUGGCGCAUAAGGGCGUUUUCAGCGAGCAAGACAUCGAGAAAGGCACGCCGGCUCAAUCCAGUGCUGAGGACGGUUCGAUACCUGGUGGGUCAGUGGAAGGACUGAAGGUGCUGGAUGCUGCUACUACGCAGCCAGGGUCGAGUUCGAGCACAUCUGCUUACUCGACAGAGAUGACAGACAUGGUGGACCAGACGUGUGCCGCGAUAUGGGACUUUCUCACUACCAAGCUUUGA
This is a messenger RNA of Sporisorium graminicola, 870 nucleotides long. RefSeq lists its product as uncharacterized. The coding region runs from base 1 to 870 and encodes 289 amino acids. NCBI's taxonomy places the organism in Eukaryota, Fungi, Basidiomycota, Ustilaginomycetes, Ustilaginales, Ustilaginaceae. The transcript has 2 exons. The record is from RefSeq and is a predicted model, not a curated record. Gene Ontology annotation, molecular function: ATP binding; kinase activity. Gene Ontology annotation, cellular component: cytoplasm.